This is a messenger RNA of Mercenaria mercenaria, 2492 nucleotides long. RefSeq names its product elastase-like. The transcript is spliced from 3 exons. The record is from RefSeq and is a predicted model, not a curated record. Gene Ontology annotation, biological process: proteolysis. Bases 89 to 2125 code for a protein of 678 amino acids. Gene Ontology annotation, molecular function: metalloendopeptidase activity. Lineage: Eukaryota; Metazoa; Mollusca; Bivalvia; Venerida; Veneridae.
AAUAAAUGUCACAGACCAGCGGGUACAUUCCAACGGUAUUUAGGUUGAGAAGUAACGGAUUCUUUUCACAUGAUAUCCAUCUGGAACCAUGGAUACAAAGGGCAUUAUUAUUGCAUUACUGCUGUGCAUGCUGGUAGAGGAGACAUGUGGCGCAAAACGUGUCGAUGCUCACUUACGUGCAAGAGAGACACUCAGGAGACGCCGGGAUCAAAAUAAACUUCAACAACGAGAUACAAUGCCACUGGAUAUACCUAAUAUGUUCCAGCUCACCGAAGGUGAAUCUCUGGAAAAAGUGAUUGAGACAAAGGAUGUUUAUGGAAUGACAGUCGAGCGACUUCAGGAAACGUAUCAUGGAAUCAAAGUAUAUGAUACAGCCGUUACAGUUCACAAAACCAAAGAUGGGCAGCUAACAGGGGAAGUACUUGGAACGUUUGUACAAGAUAUUGGAGACGAUCUUGCAGAUACAGAAGUCAGCAUUUCUAAUGAGGAAGCUCUAGAUAUAGCUCUUACUGAUGCAGGUGAUAACCGAGACGAAAUCGAUAGCGUGAAAUAUUCGAUUGAAAUAUUUCUUGACGAGAAUAACCAAGCAAGGUUAGUCAACGUAUUAUCGUACUUGAUAAAGGGAAGGAAACGCCCAUAUUUUAUCAUAGACGUAAAAACCAGAGAGAUUCUGAAGAAGUGGGAGGGACUUAGCAAUUAUCCUUGCUGUGAGAGGAAGUAUAAUGCUUCUGGUGGCAAUGACAAAAUGGGAAAAAUCACAUAUGGCAAUAUGCCGUACUGUCUUACACCCACCAUCACAAACGGUACGUGUUACCUUGAAAACGAAUAUGUCCAGGUUUUAGACAUGGAUAUUAGUUCGUAUGAAACAGCUCACUUUGCCUGCUCAGAGGGAUAUGGUGAUGAAGUUAAUGGCGCAUAUUCCCCAGCAACCGAUGUUUUCUUUCAUGGAACCGUAGUAGGUAAGAUGUUCGAAGAAUGGUUUGGAUCAACUCCACUCGGUAACCGUUCCGUAAUAUUGCAAGUUCAUGCAGGCUAUAAUAUGGAAAACGCCUACUGGGAUGGUACAUAUUGUUCAUUUGGAGACGGUUAUUCAUAUUUUUAUCCACUCACAUCACUUGAUAUUGUUGCACAUGAAAUAGGACAUGGAGUCACAGAAUUUAAUUCUGAUCUAGAAUACUGGGGAGAAAGCGGUGGUAUCAACGAAGCCUUCUCCGAUAUAAUGGGUGAGGCUGCAGAACAUUACCUGUUAGAAUCCGAUUUCUUGACAGGUGGCACCGUUAUGAAAACUGAACCAUAUCUACGUGAGUUUGAGAGACCUGAAAAUGAUAACAAUUCUAUCAGUCAUGUAGAUGAUAUGGGUUCGUACACAGAUGUUCAUUAUAGCAGCGGUAUAUACAGACGUAUAUGGUACGUCGUUGUAAAGGAAGAAGGUAUGCCGGUCCGUGAUGCAUUUUCAGUUUUUCUUCAUGCAAACAAAAUGUACUGGCAUCAGAGCUCAUCCUUCUAUGAUGCUUCUUGUGGUGUGUUAGAAGCAGCUUUGGACCUUGGGUGUGACACACGGCCAUUCCGGAAGGCAUUCAGUGAUGUCGGAAUCAGCUUUUGUUCUUCCGUCUCAGACAUACCAGUUCUGCAAAACAACGAAACUCAAUUCGGAGUUCUUGUAAGCAACAAGAUUAAUCCUCGUUUUAUAAUGGAAACACCCGAAUUGGCUGAAACAUUUAUUGCACGCGUUCAAUCCAACACCAGUAACGACAUAUUAAUCAGCGUUAUGACCGGUGGAUGGAAUGAAACUGAUGGAGCUGAACUGGUUGUACAAGAUGUUAACAAUGUCAUGAUACCCGACGCUGCGAGCAAGAUCUUCCUCAUUAGGCUAUCGCUUUCUCAUAAACCAUCAGAAGACGAGUGUGAUGAUUCAGGGGAGGACGAUGGUGUUGCUAUGGUUACGUUUACCGCGGGAUUCUCAUGUAGACCAGAUGAUAUCUACUCUGGUAGCGGUGAUGAUGACGAAGAUUAUUAUUCUGAGGACAGUGACUAUUAUUAUAGAAGCUACGGAGACACCUAUGACUACGACGAUUACUACGUCACUCGUAGCAGAAGGGACAAACGCUCAGUGGCUACAUGCUAAAUUCAAAUAAGUCGUUUAAGGUUAUUUAUAGUUAUGUUGAAAUUUGUUCUUUUCAACUGUUGUAGUCGUUCGAGGAUUCCAGAAUGUCACAGUGGUGCAAUAGCUAAGUAGUUGUCCAACAUUUUGGCAGACUGUGAACAUAGUAAGACUUACUAACAGAUGUAGAUAUAAUUAUACUACGACACAUGUCAACAGUUACCAUUUUUACUUAAUAUAUAGUUUGAAAUAAGCCUUACUUUGGAUUAUUUCUUACAUGAAAUACAUUUUUUGUUUAACGGUACCAUUUGUUUUCUUCAGUUCCAUUUUAUUCUAAGAAAAUGGCUAAGAAAACCUCAAACAUUAAAGUGUAAUGGAUAAUACUAAGUAA